Molecule: messenger RNA, 688 nt
Organism: Stomoxys calcitrans (stable fly)
Lineage: Eukaryota; Metazoa; Arthropoda; Insecta; Diptera; Muscidae
Product: vitelline membrane protein Vm26Ab-like
Exons: 1
Coding region: 55-630 (191 amino acids)
Source: RefSeq, a predicted model, not a curated record
GUGAAGAUUUCUUCCAAUUCAAUACGUGUCGCGGUGUGCAAUAGCAACGAAGUAAUGAAAGUCUUGAUCGCUGUAAUCGCCUGUUUGGCAGUUGUCAUGGCAGCAGAGGAAAACAUGGCUCGCGACGAAAGAUCAUCGAAUCCUGCUCCCGGACCUUCAGCAUACAAUGGCCAAGGUGCUCCCAAUUUUGGUGCUAGAGAAGAAAGAUCGCCCAGUGCUGGUCCAGGUGCUUCAGCCUUCAAUGCUCCAAAUGCCCCCACAUUCGGUGUAAGAGAAGAAAGAUCUCCCAUUGUUGGACCUGCUGCUGCUCAAUUCGCUAGCCCUUUGUACCACAUUAGACCAGAGAGAUCAUAUGGUUCUGCUGCUGCUGCGGCUGGUCCCUCUUAUGGCGCUCCUGCUGCUGCGGUACCUGCAUAUAAUGCUGCUGCCAAUCCUGUCUACAGUGCGCCCGCACCACUUACCAUACCCGCUCCACCAUGCCCGAAAAACUAUUUGUUUAGUUGCCAACCAAGUUUGACACCUGCUCCCUGUUCUCAUGUUGCUUAUGGCGGUAACACUGGAUCCUAUUCUCACAACUAUCCCGUCUAUGCUCAGCCUCAAUACAUCAACAAUUUUCGUCCUUACCAAUAGGCCAUAGACGCUGAACCCUUUGACCAAUGUACAGUAAUAAAAAAUGAUAAAUACCAAA